ACGAACAAGAAUUCACGAAGCUCAGACUUCUUCAACCCUACUACUACGCUAGCGGGAGACUUGUAGCAAACGUCGUUGCCCUCCUCCAGUUUCCAAAGUUAGAGAUGAGUCUGGAGUUGUGGUAAUGAGUGUUCGGUCCUGAUUUGGGGUGGUGUCUUCGACGUGUUUGUCGAUUUCCUUUUCCCCUCCAGACUGUGUUGGCCUUGUUCUCGACGCUUGCUCUAAGAAGACGAAGAAGACCUGACAACCAUCGUUCUGUUUGCUCCACAAGCAUUGUGAAGUUCUAGGUUUGCACUUGUUGCAUCGAGGUUGAGAACAUUGCUUUUCCAGUUUUGGUGUUGGUUGCUGCUGCCCGCAGUCAACUUCGUUGGCAGAGGUGAUAAGUGCUUUUGAGGUAGAGAGGAGGGAGGGUGGGAGAGAGAGCGAGGGAGUGAGCGAGAGAGAGAGAGAGAGAGAGAGAGAGAGAGAGUGAGAGUGCAAGGAGAUGGAGGUGGCAGGCACGCCAACAUCGAAUCAGGUUGGCUCGAAAGAGCAGAGUUUUGAGUCAACAGUACCAGAAGGUUCGUCGCAAAGUCCUCGGGAUCCCUUAAGGCCAUCUAGCGAUGGGAAAUUUUGGAGCUGGAGUACAUUCACAAACAGAGCUAGGGCAGUGUUCCUGGAAGAUGGGGUUCCCACUUCUGUACAAACUGUCAACGGAUCUAGGAAUGCUGUAGAAAGUCCUUCCAAAGUUGAACAGGCUCCUGAUGUGAAGCAAGCCGUGGGAGGAAGUGCGGUGAAGGGAUCAGAAGGGCCGAUAUUGCAAAAAGGCUUGGAUGCUAUUGCUUCCUCUCUGAGUCUUUUAGGUGAUACACUUGGGACUGCCAUCGAGGAGGGAUUGAACAUGGUGGAAACAAAAGCCACUGAAAUUCUGACACCAGAGACACGAACUAGUGCUGUGCGAAAAAGUGUGCCUCUUUGGAAGAAGUCGCCUUCUAUCAGUCCUUCUGUUUCUUUGCGAGUUUCAGGCGAGAAAUCUGAUGGGGCUGGGAAAGCUGACGAAUCAGGUCUACCUGGAGAUAUACAAUUAAAAGCUUCUCGCGACGUAGCAAUGGCUAUGGCAUCGAAGGCAAAGAUGCUGUUACGGGAGUUAAAAACUGUGAGGGGAGAUUUGACGUUUCUUAGGGACCGUUGUGCACAACUUGAAGAAGAAAACCGGCGACUACGCGAGAGCGUGGUUAAGGGGACAAGACCAGAUGAGGAUGAUCUGGUGAGACUUCAACUUGAAACUUUGCUCGCGGAAAAACAGCGUUUGCAACAAGAAAAUGCAAAUUAUGCUAGAGAAAAUCAGUUUUUGCAUGAAGUCGUGCAGUAUCACCAGAUCGAGUUCAAUGAAGAUGAAUUGAGCGUUGAUGGGCCAGAUGGUUUUGACAUGAACGAUGAAGAAGUUGACCAGAUGGUGACAAUGGGAGUGCCUAUGAGGAGGAACUAGGAGGAUAGUUCCAUCAUAUUUGUUUUGUGCUGUGAAGCUGCGAAUGACCUGAUAUUCGUCAUUUCUUUCUUUACCAGACUCCAGUCCGUACAGAAUUUUCAUUUUAUGUGGCAGGCGGAAGUAGCUUCUGCUAAGAUUUAGCAACUUAGUUUGAAUUAGUCCACAGUACUUAAGGUGUAGUUUCGAGUAUUGAACUGGAUGGAUCCAUUGGGACUGUUACAAACAUCUACUCGGUUCCAGCAAUGAAGUGUACUAUAGGCAGCUUAAAUUUUGCUCAUUGUUGAGACCCUGAGUGAACAAAAAAGUGGUCUUACUGCUACUUGUGGGGGCUUCACCUUUUGCUUAACAUGUCUUUCGCUUUGAAAGAUGCGACCUGUACGCUAUGAAACACCAAAAAGUGGA
Messenger RNA from Physcomitrium patens, 1870 nucleotides. RefSeq lists its product as uncharacterized. Lineage: Eukaryota; Viridiplantae; Streptophyta; Bryopsida; Funariales; Funariaceae. The record is from RefSeq and is a predicted model, not a curated record.